CCGCAACCGUUAAAGGUGCAAAUUUGGCUUCGUUAAAUAUAAUACGGUUCGCGGUUACUAAAACACUGCAUACAUUAAGAAAUCUAAUAACAAUUGAAAUGAAUGCCAUUGUCGGAUAAAUGCACCUUAAAGGAUGACAAUGAUGAUAGAGAAAAUUCCACCAAGAAGACAAUAACCGUGGUAACACUGAUUUCAACGCAUACAUAAAAUAAAUUUUGUGUUUCAGUUUUAUUAAAAAAAACUAACGCUUAUAUAUAAUAAUUAUAAUACAAGUAGUGAAGCAAUUCAAAUCAUUCUAAAAUAAACAAAUGAUGAAAUAUAUAGUUUUUAAGUGUUACGAAUCGAUUAUUCUUCAAGUGGAUUGACUUCAGAGUUACACAAAAAAAUUUGAUCAACGUGCUCUGAAUAUUCGAUCGCUUGGCAUCGUUUAAAUAUAUAAACACAUUCAUAUAUAAAUUGAUAAGUAACCUCCGUGUAAAACAUUCCACCGCAUAGUAUGGCCUCGGUCGCCGCUUGGCUGCCAUUUGCACGGGCGGCGGCCAUCGGUUGGGUUCCAAUUGCUACUCACCCACUACCGCCACCACCUAUACCAAAGGAUAGGCGUAAAACAGAUGACGAAAAGCUAUUGAUCAAUGUUUCCGGCCGUCGCUUUGAAACAUGGCGAAAUACACUCGAAAAGUAUCCUGAUACAUUACUAGGUUCCAAUGAACGUGAAUUCUUCUACGAUGAAGAUUGUAAAGAGUAUUUCUUCGAUAGAGACCCAGACAUCUUUAGACAUAUUCUCAAUUAUUACCGCACUGGAAAACUUCAUUAUCCAAAACAUGAAUGUCUCACCAGCUAUGAUGAGGAGUUGGCAUUCUUUGGUAUAAUGCCUGAUGUAAUUGGCGAUUGUUGUUAUGAAGAUUAUCGUGAUCGCAAGCGCGAGAAUGCCGAACGUUUAAUGGACGACAAACUAUCCGAAAAUGGCGAUCAGAAUCUACAACAAUUAACGAAUAUACGACAAAAAAUGUGGCGUGCAUUUGAGAAUCCACACACAUCCACUGCAGCUCUAGUAUUCUACUAUGUAACUGGAUUCUUUAUUGCCGUCUCAGUUAUGGCGAAUGUAGUAGAAACAGUUCCGUGUGGCCAUAGGCCAGGGCGAGCCGGCACACUGCCAUGUGGAGAGCGUUAUAAAAUAGUAUUUUUUUGCCUAGACACCGCCUGCGUUAUGAUAUUUACCGCCGAGUAUUUGUUACGUCUGUUUGCUGCACCUGAUCGCUGCAAGUUUGUGCGCAGCGUUAUGAGUAUUAUUGAUGUUGUUGCCAUACUACCAUACUACAUUGGAUUAGGCAUCACUGAUAACGAUGAUGUAAGCGGCGCUUUUGUGACGUUACGCGUCUUCCGGGUUUUUCGAAUUUUCAAAUUCUCACGACAUUCACAAGGAUUACGAAUUCUUGGUUACACAUUAAAAUCGUGUGCUUCCGAAUUGGGGUUUCUAGUAUUUUCGCUGGCAAUGGCUAUUAUAAUAUUUGCUACUGUUAUGUUUUAUGCUGAGAAGAACGUUAAUGGUACGAAUUUCACGUCCAUUCCGGCCGCUUUCUGGUACACUAUAGUAACAAUGACAACUCUUGGUUACGGUGACAUGGUGCCUGAAACUAUAGCUGGCAAGAUCGUAGGAGGAGUCUGUUCGCUCAGUGGAGUACUUGUGAUUGCUCUACCUGUACCAGUUAUUGUAUCGAACUUCAGUAGAAUAUAUCAUCAAAACCAACGAGCCGAUAAACGCAAAGCACAACGGAGCUUCCCCACAACGCAUGCCUCGCGUUGGCGUCGCAUCCGAGUAGCAGGGUUUUGUUUCUGGUUCCUUCAAGCACAAGGCCACAAGCCUCCUCGGGCGGUGCUGGCCGAUCAUGUGCCAUAUAGAUGGAUGCAAGUGUGA
This is a messenger RNA of Anastrepha obliqua, 1915 nucleotides long. RefSeq names its product potassium voltage-gated channel protein Shal (gene Shal). NCBI's taxonomy places the organism in Eukaryota, Metazoa, Arthropoda, Insecta, Diptera, Tephritidae. The transcript is spliced from 4 exons. Gene Ontology annotation, cellular component: membrane; voltage-gated potassium channel complex. Gene Ontology annotation, molecular function: A-type (transient outward) potassium channel activity; protein binding. Gene Ontology annotation, biological process: protein homooligomerization; potassium ion transmembrane transport. The record is from RefSeq and is a predicted model, not a curated record. The coding region runs from base 497 to 1915 and encodes 472 amino acids.